Molecule: messenger RNA, 1335 nt
Organism: Cyclocybe aegerita
Lineage: Eukaryota; Fungi; Basidiomycota; Agaricomycetes; Agaricales; Hemipholiotaceae
Source: the annotation of a GenBank genome assembly
AUGUUCGACAAUGAAACCACCAGCAAGGAGAUGGUUGUCGACCUGCAGGAGACGGCUGCAUCACCGCCCAGCAACUGCAAUAACGGAAGGCUAUCCUUGCCUGCCCAGCUCUCCGAUAGCCAGCCAACGGUUCAGUUCUACGAUAUCGACUCAAUGUGGCAUCUGAAGGAACGUCUGCAGAAGUUUAGUCGAGACCCACAGGCUGUAGACAGCAGGAAACCCUACGCACGCCAUUUGCACCUUGGACCAAGGACCAGCAAAGCCUCAGCUCAAAAAAAGAAAUCUACUCAACGACAUGAAGCCCUCUUCAAGAACACCCCUCCACCCAGUGCCACACUCGGUCUGCCUGUUAUCGUGUCGACCGCAGUUUCCCUGAAGCAGAGAGAGCGCGAUCUCGCAUGGGCUUCGAGUAUCGUUCAGAGAUAUCCAUACCGUACAAAAGAGAUGCGCCUCAAGAUUGCUCAGGAAAGGCUUGCAGCAAGGGUGUAUCCUCGGGGUUUUGAUAGCAGUGUUGAAUGUGCCACCGACCAGUCUAUUAGAAAAGGACUCGACAACACCAACGCCAGUCUUAUGAAGCUGCUCGACUACAUCGUGACUACCUCACCCACCAAUUGCAAAGCAAACACCACCACCAACACUGGGACAUUACACCUUCACAACCCCGCCACCAACUAUCAACAGCUUCCAGACCCCGUAUCCAUGCUCUACCUGCCUGCUGCCCCCUCACCACCAACGACUGAAGGCUUUGCAACACCAGCUGCAACAAGAACAAUUGUUCUUUGUAGCAGGCUUAGCCUGAUGUUUGCAGAAGCCGAGGUUCCACCACCACCAGCCAUCUCCUUUGCAAAGAACCUGCCCUCCCUCAAUCAGAUGUGGGAUGACCACUCCGAACACUGGAAUCACCAGUCGGUUCUCGUAAUCAAAGGAAUCCCAAUCCCGAUAUGUUACUGGAAGGAUGUCUACACAUCGAAAGGGUCACCCAAGGGACAUCCAUGGAAGCAGAAUCAGUGGAAGGGGCUCAAACAUCGGUGGUUUGAAUGGAAGGUGCUCAUCAAGGAGUGGCGUCGAGGCAGCCCAGAUGAAUUCUGGGUGCAGUUCACAGUUGAUGGGAAGCCCCUCAGAUAUAAGGCCAUUCUGGACAAAUUGGCAGAGCAGCAAGGCAUGGAGAAUGACAAGCUAUGUGAGAGUGCAAAGCUGGAAUAUGGUGAGCAGUUCUCCUCUGUUUUCUCCUAUACUAAAAAUGGCAGAAAGUUUGUGAAGACCAAGGCUUCUGACAUUGCCAAGCAGUACUGCGAGCUUCAGGGAAUCCAGGAGGAUGACAACGACGAUGAGUAA